UCCAAGGUACAAGCUUUCUAAUUAUGUAAAGUUGGCUACCAUGGUAAUGUUUGGUGAAGACGUUGGAGAGAAAUUAUGGACAACAGUAAACACUUCUUUUCGUUUCUUGUUUGAUGAGUACAAAGAUAUGUAUGCUCCAGCUGAGAAGACACCACAACCAAAUGACUCUAAAGAGCAGCCAUCACAUAGCAAACGGUUGAUGAGGUCUAUAGUUGCUCAACAAAUGAACAAUAAUGGGAGUGGAAAUAUUACUGUCAAGUCUGAACUAGAUAAGUAUUUAUCUGAGGACAGUGAGGAAGAUAAGACUGGUUUUGACAUUCUUAAUUGGUGGAAGGACAAUGCUACUAGACUGCCAAUACUUGCUCGCAUGGCCCGUGACCUUUUAGCUAUUCCGAUAUCAACAGUAGCAUCUGAGUCAGCAUUUAGUUCGGGUGGAAGAACACUAGAUGAUUUUAGGAGCUCGCUCACACCAACAAUGGUCGAGCGCUUGAUUUGUGCCAAUGAUUGGAUUCGUGGAUCCAACAUUAUUAAUGUUGAAGAGAAUACCGAAGAAAUGGCUAAGCUUGAGGAAGAUAUUGGUGGCCUUACCAUUUCGAAGGAGGGGACUACUAUUGAAUCUUGAUAAUGGACUGCAGGAGAUUGCAGGCUGCCAGGCGUGUGCUCUCAAAGUGUCAAGGACUCAGCUGACUGCAAAGUGCAAACU
This is a messenger RNA of Zea mays, 703 nucleotides long. Its product is annotated as zinc finger BED domain-containing protein DAYSLEEPER-like. Bases 41 to 622 code for a protein of 193 amino acids. Gene Ontology annotation, molecular function: protein dimerization activity. The transcript has 3 exons. NCBI's taxonomy places the organism in Eukaryota, Viridiplantae, Streptophyta, Magnoliopsida, Poales, Poaceae. The record is from RefSeq and is a predicted model, not a curated record.